ACGCGGGAAGUCUGGACGCGGGUGCACUCUGAAGAGGUCUGAGGCGGAGGCGUGGGCCCCUGCGGCGGCCAUGGCGGAGAGGCCUGAGGACCUAAAUCUGCCCAACGCUGUCAUCACCAGGAUCAUCAAGGAGGCGCUCCCGGAAGGUGUCAACAUCUCCAAGGAGGCCCGGAGCGCUAUCUCCCGCGCCGCCAGCGUCUUCGUACUGUACGCCACUUCGUGUGCCAACAAUUUUGCUAUGAAAGGGAAGCGCAAGACUCUGAACGCCAGUGAUGUGCUCUCGGCCAUGGAAGAGAUAGAGUUCCAGUGGUUCAUUACCCCCCUAAAAGUAGCCCUGGAAGCAUACAGGCGGGAGCAGAAAGGGAAGAAGGAAGCUUCAGAGCAAAAGAAGAAGGACAGAGACAAAAAGACAGAUUCAGAAGAGCAAGACAAGAGCAGGGAUGAGGACAAUGAUGAAGAUGAGGAAAGGCUGGAAGAAGAAGAACAGAAUGAGGAGGAGGAGGUGGACAACUGAAUGGGGUGGGGAGAUGGAGGCACCUUGGAAGGUACCACGCUGAAAAUGUGGUACAUGUUUAUGUGAAGCUUUUCCCUGGUGGGCAGAGUAGUCUUAGGCUGAAGUGCCUGAG
This is a messenger RNA of Choloepus didactylus (southern two-toed sloth), 626 nucleotides long. Its product is annotated as DNA polymerase epsilon subunit 3-like. The coding region runs from base 71 to 514 and encodes 147 amino acids. The record is from RefSeq and is a predicted model, not a curated record. Lineage: Eukaryota; Metazoa; Chordata; Mammalia; Pilosa; Megalonychidae. Gene Ontology annotation, cellular component: CHRAC; epsilon DNA polymerase complex. The transcript has a single exon. Gene Ontology annotation, biological process: heterochromatin formation; leading strand elongation; DNA damage response. Gene Ontology annotation, molecular function: chromatin DNA binding; protein heterodimerization activity.